Mesocricetus auratus (golden hamster) is the source of this 885-nucleotide messenger RNA. It is a transcript of the gene Ppdpf, whose product is annotated as pancreatic progenitor cell differentiation and proliferation factor. The transcript has 5 exons. Gene Ontology annotation, biological process: cell differentiation; multicellular organism development. The coding region runs from base 299 to 676 and encodes 125 amino acids. The record is from RefSeq and is a predicted model, not a curated record. NCBI's taxonomy places the organism in Eukaryota, Metazoa, Chordata, Mammalia, Rodentia, Cricetidae.
UCUGUUGUGGCCUGUGCAGGCUGGAGAGUAGGUGCGCGCGUGCGCAGAGCGCACGGGUCGUAGCGUUGAGGGCUCCCGUGGGUUAGCCCUGCAAAUGGGUUCCCAGGCCUAGUGCCCCACGCAUUACCACCUGUGAUCGCGCGCCGAGGUCUGCGAGGAGGGGUCGCCGCCGAGCCGGUCCUGGCUGGUUGGAACCACCCGGAAGCCUGUCAGGGCCGAGGGACUCGGAACCCACUUCUCUGUGCGGUGACCAGGCCCGCGUUUUGCUCAGGUCUCCACAGCUCGCGGGUCCUGAAGUAUGGCAGCCAUCCCUUCUAGCGGCUCGCUCGUGGCUACCCAUGACUACUAUCGGCGACGCCUGGGCUCCUCGUCCAGCAACAGCUCCUGCGGAAGUGCAGAGUACCCCGGGGACGCCGUGCCCCAAUCCCCGGGUGAGUGCAGAACCAGCAAGCAGCGUCUCCCCAAGGCCGACCCUGGCCACUGGUGGACCAGCUUCUUUUUCGGGAAGCCCACUCUCCCAUUCAUGACCACAGUGUUGGAGUCUCCUGAGCACUCGGCAGAAUCCCCCCAGGCCUCCAGAAGCCCCAUCACCCGCGGCCUGGAUCCUGAAACCAUGAAGCAGCAGCAGCAGCCAGUCAUCCAUCCUGACCAGGCCAACACGAGGGCCCCGUCCUGACCUGGCAGAACCACAGCAAACUCGUCUUCAGCGAGGCUAGGCCAGAGCCCCACCCAUCCGCCCCACCCUGUAAAUUAGGAAGGCUGCAGCAAGCAACAGACACCAGCAGGAGCUGGAGAGAGCCCCCCCUCUUGGUUCACAGCACUGAGCUUUCCUGACCCCAUAACCGUGCCUUGCACCAAGCAGAGAAUAAACUCCCAGCAGCCCUC